This is a messenger RNA of Centropristis striata (black sea bass), 4311 nucleotides long. Its product is annotated as ubiquitin carboxyl-terminal hydrolase 22-like. The transcript has 12 exons. NCBI's taxonomy places the organism in Eukaryota, Metazoa, Chordata, Actinopteri, Perciformes, Serranidae. Gene Ontology annotation, biological process: protein deubiquitination. The coding region runs from base 400 to 2040 and encodes 546 amino acids. Gene Ontology annotation, molecular function: zinc ion binding; cysteine-type deubiquitinase activity. The record is from RefSeq and is a predicted model, not a curated record.
GUGUUGGCAAAUCACGGUGCACGUUGGGCGGGCAUUGUGAAGCUGUAGUUGAGUGUUAGCAGGCUAACUAGAGAAAGAAAGCUAACUAAUCGUGAGAGUGGAAGUGGAGCUAAUGUUGAAGGAAAAGGCAACUGUCAAAACAGCAAGGGGAGCAGACAUUUUAGUGGAGUGAUCAUUCCGUCAGAUGCCUCCAUGAACUGAUGUGUAGCUAGUUAAUCAAAGAGCGUGUUUGUCAGAUGCCCGAGGAGCAUUUUGGAUACUACAGCGAUUGUCCCAUUUCCAAACGGAAACCAUUUCUGGACAGACUGUUCGAGCUAGCUAGUUAGCUAGCUAAGUGAAUCAUCCAGGAGGCUUUUCAUUGUCACCUAAAAACCCUAAAAACUGAAUGUUUUGUCUGUCAUGAGUCCGGCCGGGUGCUCCCAUGUGAACGGCUAUAAGGUGGAUAAUUGGAAACAAAACCUUCGAGUCAUUUACCAAUGCUUUGUUUGGAGUGGUACUGCUGAGACCAGGAGACGCAAGGCCAAGUCGUGUAUCUGUCACAUGUGUGGCGCUCACCUGAACCGACUCCACUCUUGUCUCUACUGUGUCUUUUUUGGCUGUUUUACGAAGAAACACAUCCACGAGCACGCAAAAAACAAGAGACACAAUCUAGCGAUAGACUUAUUAUACGGCGGAAUAUAUUGUUUUGUCUGUCAAGACUACAUAUACGACAAAGAAAUGGAGCAGAUUGCCAAAGAGGAACAGAGGAAAGCCUGGAAAUUGCAAGGUAAAGCGUUUUGUUUUUUUCUCCCAGAGAACUUAAUGCAGCUUUUGAAACAAGGCCACCUGAUAUCUCAGUGUCGUCACGUUUGUAUUUCUUGUGUAUCCACAGGCAUAGGGGAGAAAUACACAACAUGGGAGCCGACCAAGAGGGAGCUAGAAUUAUUACGACACAAUCCAAAGCGGAGGAAAAUCACUACGAACUGUACCAUAGGUUUACGAGGGUUAAUAAACCUGGGCAACACAUGUUUCAUGAACUGCAUUGUUCAGGCCCUAACACACACGCCGCUGCUGCGAGACUUCUUCCUCUCCGACAGACACAAGUGCGAGAUGCAAUCAAACUCCUGUCUGGUGUGUGAGAUGUCGCAGCUCUUUCAGGAGUUCUACUCGGGCCACCGUUCGCCCCACAUUCCCUUCCGGCUGCUGCACCUGGUUUGGACUCAUGCACGUCACCUCGCAGGCUACGAGCAGCAAGAUGCCCACGAGUUCCUCAUCGCAGCGCUGGAUGUACUACACAGGCACUGCAAAGGGGACACCAUCAGAGACGACAAUGGGAAGAAGGCCAACAAUCCAAACCACUGUAACUGCAUCAUUGACCAAAUCUUCACUGGGGGCUUGCAAUCAGAUGUUACCUGUCAAGUUUGCCAUGGGGUUUCCACAACGAUAGAUCCAUUCUGGGACAUCAGUCUGGACCUUCCUGGCUCAUCGACGCCUUUCUGGCCCCUCAGCCCUGGAGGGGACGGCGGCACAGUCAAUGGAGAGAGCCACCUGUCAGGGUCCACCACUCUCACAGACUGCCUACGCAGGUUUACGCGGCCCGAACAUCUAGGAAGCAGUGCCAAAAUCAAGUGCGGCGGUUGCCAUAGUUACCAGGAGUCCACCAAACAGCUGACAAUGAAGAAGCUCCCCAUCGUAGCAUGUUUCCAUCUCAAACGGUUUGAGCACUCUGCUAAACUGCGGAGGAAGAUCACUACAUAUGUUUCCUUCCCCCUAGAGUUGGACAUGACGCCUUUCAUGGCAUCCAGUAAAGAGAGCAGAAUGAACGGGCAGUAUCAACAGACGGUUGAUGUAUUAAACAACGACAAUAAGUAUUCCUUGUUUGCGGUGGUCAACCACCAAGGCACAUUAGAGAGUGGCCACUACACCAGCUUCAUCCGCCAGCACAAAGACCAGUGGUUCAAAUGUGAUGAUGCCAUAAUCACCAAGGCCAGCAUUAAGGACGUACUCGAUAGUGAAGGGUAUCUCUUAUUCUACCAUAAACAGUUCCUUGAGUACGAGUAGUCUUUGUGACCACUGACCAUGAAGAACCACUGCUCUUCUAACGAGAGAGUCAAGGGACUGGGGACAGGAUGAAACACAAACACACAAACCUACCUGAAACUCUUUGACUACCAGUCUGCGCCUCCCACAAUGGAGGGCAAAAAAAAAAAAAAAGACGUGUGAAAUCAUGCAACCUUUCAAAAGAAGAAAAAAAAAAAAGCACUGAGCUACUUCUUGGCAUCUACUUGACAAAACUGAAUGAAGAGGAGAGAAGGUGGAGGAAGAGUCGGGCACCGUCAGUUCCAGGCUCGGGCACAGGGAAGAGGCCCCACACCCCUCUCUCUCUCUCUCUCUCUCUCUCUCUCUCUCUCUCUCUCUCUCUCUCUCCCCUCCCCGACCUGCUGCAGGGGCUGUCUGAGUGCAACUGACUGUCAUGUUGAUUGGGCACAUCUGGAUUUUUUUCUUACAGUAUUCUGACCCCCUCCACCCUGUACACACACACACACACACACACACACACACACACACACACACACACACACCCUCCAUUUCUCUCCCAUGGUGCUAUCGUUUCAACUGACCAAGCAUUUAACUUGAUGGAAGACAGUUUGUUUGUCAUAUGCAUAUGGGACUGAACGCAAAAAAAAAGAAAGAAGAAUAGAAUCGACGUAUUAUGAACUUUGCAAGAACAUUUUUAAAGGUUAUGAUUCUUAUCAUUUGUGAAUUUAGUUAUGAAAUACUGUAUGAAUCUAGUAUACAUCUAUUUUUUAAGAGCAAAAAAAAAAAUACAAAAAAAAAAAACAUGGGAGAGCUUAGAGACGCUGCCUUUGCCAGUUGCUGGGGAAGUGCUGCCAUGGAAACUAAGCAGAUUUGGACCUGAGUGUGCUCAUGUUCCAUUAUUUACUGUGUUGAUUGUUUUAUUUUUAAGUCUGGUUGAGGGCAGGGAAAAUCUAUUUUUUUUAGCAACUCAUUGAAUUUUUGUUUACUGUUCUUUUCAGUGUCUUUUUUUUUUUCAGUACAGUCAUGUGUCCCUCGCUGUCCUGGUACUGGAAAUAAUUUUUUUUUGGACGUAUUAUACUUUCAUUCUUGUGGAAUUGUUGGUAUAAUGAUGGUGACGGUGAUGGUUCAAUUGGCUCACCUUUGCUUUUUAUGAACUGUAUGUUGAAUGUGAGCUUUGGGUUUCGUAUGGCAUUCUGAAGAGAAGACUCGAUACAUGAACUCCAAAUGAGGUCUGAUAAUAUGUGAGAAUGCUGUGGUCUCUCCUCAUUAAACACCUUGGAUGCUCUGUGCAAAAAAAAGGAAAAAAAAGAAGCCCAUUUAACAACACUGCAUGCGACUUGGGCUCUCACGAUCUUAUAAUAUGUGAAAAAUUGCCCUCGGUAAUGCCUCAAGGCCUGCUGCCCAUCAUGAUUUUUGUUUUGUAGUUUGGGGCUGGGAAGACGAUCAUGUGAGAUAUAUAGAGGGUAAAACACAUUGCACGUAUACGGGCACUGUGCGACCACAGCCUGGCUCUGAAUCCAUCAGUGUUAAUCUUCUCCAUGGCAACUGUGUGGCUGGUGUAGACCGGUGUGGUUCGUGGUGUGUCUUGCCUCUGCAGUGCAGUAAACCCAGUGCUCUAUUCAAUCAGUAUGCUGUCAAGUCAGACUUUAGAUAAUGCACAUACACAUCAGGGUGUUGUGGUCUGUUUUGUUUGAAUAUCACUGAUUGUGUAUGUAUAAAAAAAAACACAGAAUUAAAAAAAAAAAAAUCACUCAUGUAUAAGAUGAGGGCCCUAACCUAUCACAGUAAUGCCACAUUAAAAAAAAAACCACAACCCCUGGUUGUUUAGCUGCUCUGUAAUUGAAAACAAACAUGCAUAUCCUUUGGUCUGCUGCAGAACCUCAGCUGGAGGGCUACGGCGGGUUUCUGAACAGUGAAGACUUGUGAAAUGGUCGCACAUUGUUUUGAUGUAUCAUGGAGCAGUUAAGGCCACCCAAGGACAUUCAGGGACGCAGCUGAAACGAAGAAGGAAGAGGAGAGCUUCAUUAUCCGUUUCAGUGAUUAAACUCAGAACAAAACUGGAAUGUGUAUGUUCUCUAUUUUGUCUCUUGCUCCAUUCACACCGCCCUUCCUUUGAACAUUAUUAUGUUCUGAAACUGAAGUGCUGAAGUAUAUUCCUGUCAACAAAGUAAUGUGAAGGAAACGGGAGCUUUUAUUUACAAAGCUGAUGUUGAGGAUUGUCAGUGCAAUGCAUUUGCAAACAUGAAUUUUCAACUAUAGCCUUUAUAAUAAAACCCAGACUGUGUUCCGAAA